This is a messenger RNA of Penicillium paradoxum, 435 nucleotides long. Its product is annotated as mitochondrial 54S ribosomal protein bL34m. The transcript is spliced from 2 exons. Gene Ontology annotation, cellular component: mitochondrial large ribosomal subunit; ribosome. Gene Ontology annotation, biological process: translation. Gene Ontology annotation, molecular function: structural constituent of ribosome. Lineage: Eukaryota; Fungi; Ascomycota; Eurotiomycetes; Eurotiales; Aspergillaceae. The coding region runs from base 1 to 435 and encodes 144 amino acids. The record is from RefSeq and is a predicted model, not a curated record.
AUGUUCUGCCUUCGCUCCCGGGCCGUGCCCUCAGCCUUCCGGGCCACCACAUCGGCCAUGCGGACCCCAAUGACCAGAUUCGCUCAAAUCCCGCAACAAUCCAGCACACCCUCCACAAUGCUCUCAUCCCGCUCCUUCUCCUCCCUCCUCUCCACACCAACCCGCUUCCAACCCUCGCAAACACUCGGCGCCCGCUUCUCCUCGCCAGCCACAUCCGCCUUCUCGCCGCUGUCAUCACUCCUCUCCCAGCAGGCUCCCCAGCAGACCCGCUCGUUCUCCGCAAGUGCCUCCCUCGGCGUGCGCCGUGUGACGUUCCGGCCAUCGCGCCGGGUUCAGAAGCGCCGCCAUGGCUACCUGGCGCGCAAGAAGGACCGUAAUGGACGCAAGACUCUUAUUCGCAGAACUCUGAAGGGUCGCAAGGAGUUGAGUUGGUAG